Molecule: messenger RNA, 2160 nt
Organism: Candidozyma haemuli
Lineage: Eukaryota; Fungi; Ascomycota; Pichiomycetes; Serinales; Metschnikowiaceae
Exons: 3
Coding region: 1-2160 (719 amino acids)
Biological process (GO): L-arginine biosynthetic process
Cellular component (GO): mitochondrial matrix
Molecular function (GO): arginine binding; L-glutamate N-acetyltransferase activity, acting on acetyl-CoA as donor
Source: RefSeq, a predicted model, not a curated record
AUGGACAAAACUGGUUCUUUGGCAACCCCAAUCGAAUUUAGUAUCGAACUGCUUGCGCGUUUUGUGGACACUGAUAUCGUGGAGGUUGUCUUUUCCCCUAGAAGACCCACUGAGGAGAUCUACGAAGAUUCCGAGGCAAGCCUCGAUCGUUCAAACCAAGACGACCCUCAUGAGGAAACAAACGAAGUCAAGCUCCGCGAGAUACUACAGGAGCUUAUGAAUCUCACGAGAAGCGGGCUCGAACUGUUGAGGAAGAAUUGGAUUUAUAUUGCGAGGAGGGGUAAAGGCGAGAGGGAUCUAGGAGAACCUAAGCAGCGACUAUGCGACCUUUGGAUCAUGUUGUCGGACAUUUGGCAGUACUUCAAUAGAACGAUUAGGUUUACGCUCCUACAAAUUUUCGUACCGUUACAAGGUUGUUUAGAUUCAGACUUCCUUCUUCUCGCUGGUUAUACAUCACCGAACCAUGUCUUAGAAAGUAUGAUCUUGUUGGCCUUCAAGGAAGCUGUGGUAUUGCCGAUUCUUAAUAUGCGAAAGUCCGUCUACUUCAGCAUAGCCCGCUACUUCCUACUGUACGCAUCGGAUGACCUUUCCGACACUGUUUCACAAUUGCACUGUGUACUUCAGGAUCUUAAAGAAAUCCGUAAGCUGAAAGCUCAAAGAGGUCUCAGAGAACUAAAUGAAUCCAACGUUCAGCUUGAUGGUUUAUCGAUCAUGGAAAUUAAUGAGAUAAAACCAUUCGUUGUUACGGUGAUGAAUCAACUAAGACGUGUGCAUGAGGCUGCCAACAACACCGACCAGACGUCCUACAGUGACGACGAAAGGGAUCUCCAUACAUCUGUUCUAAAGCGUAUGAUUCAUGCUUUCAAAACCUUGCAAAAACUAGGAGUUUCUCCAUUAAUAAUACUAGAUGAUGCUGGAAAUAAUAUUGUGGACCACAAGCUCAGAAUGUCAUGUCUUGCUUCGAAAGCGUUAGAGGUGGCAAGUGCGAUGUCAAACGCUGGGUCCUCCAACUCGCUUCAUCUUGUUCCUUUAUCAUUCCCUUUUAACAAAAGUGCGAAUGAAUUGACUCUCUUCGAUGCCAAUUUGGUCAAUCUUCCGAUAUGCCAAGGGAAUAUUCCUAUACUAGUACCCAUUGCCUAUGAUGUAACAAGUGGCAAGAACUGCGUGAUUCCAGCUCAAGAUGCGAUAUUAGCGCUCAUAACUUCACUAAAGGCAGCAAAUGGAGUAGACAUCCAAAAGGUUGUCUUCAUUGAUCCAGUUGGCGGCAUUCCAUCGAUAGAGCGUGAUAAAACAAGUCAUGUCUUUGUAAACCUUUCGCAAGAGUAUUCUGACAUUAUCUCUGAAUUGCAUAUUGGAUUUCUUGACCCGAGCGUUAGAGACAAGCAUCUAGCGAACCUCUUCAAUAUGCGUCAGAUUCUACUUGCCAACGAGAGACAAGCAAAACAGAAUGAUACUACAGGCAUUAUACUUCGACCGGAAGACCUUACACAGCACACAGACAUGCUAAACCCAAUUGCAUACAAUAUUUUGACGGAUAGACCCUUGAUCUCUUCAUCGUUACCCUCAGGCCGUUCGAGAACUCCUCAGGUUUAUACAUCGAUUAUCAAAAAGGGCUUCGAUGUGAAGAUCUCCUUCACUCAUCAUUUGGGCUGGAAAGAAAAAUUCGAUGGGCUUGUGAGAGAGGGUUACAUCGACAAGGAUAGAUUUACUGAUAUGAUCAAUGACUCAUUUGGGAAACGUCUCAACUCGGAAGAUUACUUCGAGCGUAUAAAUAGUAACCUCGACUGCAUCAUCAUUAUUGGAGACUACGACGGAGGUGCUGUGAUUACCAAUGAAAUCUUGUCUGAUGGACGUACAGUGCCCUACCUUGAUAAAUUUGCCAUCACUCGGAAGAACCAGGGCCUUCCUAGCAUGGCAGACGUAAUUUUUAAGCUGAUGUUACAAGCUUAUCAAGAUGAGGUCAUUUGGAGGUCUCGAAGUCUUAACCCUGUCAACAAGUGGUAUUUCGAAAGAUGCAAUGGUUCUUUCAAUGGGUCUAACUCCGGAUGGAAAGUUUUCUAUGCUGGCGAGUCGUUCAAUCGAAGGAUAUCGAGAGACAUCAAACGAAGAUUGGCACAAUACUGGGAACUUAUUCAGAGAAUCCCGAAGUCGUUUAUAUGA